Messenger RNA from Helobdella robusta, 783 nucleotides. RefSeq lists its product as hypothetical. NCBI's taxonomy places the organism in Eukaryota, Metazoa, Annelida, Clitellata, Rhynchobdellida, Glossiphoniidae. The coding region runs from base 1 to 783 and encodes 260 amino acids. The transcript is spliced from 3 exons. The record is from RefSeq and is a predicted model, not a curated record.
AUGGAAGCCCUUGUUAAUGAAAAUGAAAAUCCAGAUGAAUUCGAGUUUGACGAUCAGGAUGUCGAAUCGAAUGCAGUUGUAAACUCGGCCGCGAUUGAUGCAAAAAUAAUACAACAGUUGAGAGGACUCAGAGAACAAUACGACGUCAAAGCUAAACAGCAAUCGGCUGUAAUCGAUGCAAAAAUAGAAAAUCAGAUGAUAAGAAUGGAAGAUGUCACGUCGAAAUUUGAUCAAAAGAAAAUAAACUCCACACCUGUAAGACACGUGACCGCGAUGACAAUAAAAGCGCCAGCAUUCGACGGAAUAACUUCAUGGAACAUUUAUAAAGCCCAGUUUGAAACAGCAGCAAUGAAUUAUGGCUGGAACAAAAGAGAGCGGGCAACGGCUCUUGUGGUAGCGUUACGAGGGUCAGCGGCAGAAGUUCUCCAAACGAUUCCAGCCGAGAACCAUUCCAACUAUGAAGUCCUGGUAAAUGCGUUGAAUUUACGUUAUGAUAAAAAACAUAUGAAGCAAAUAUAUCGGUCUCAGCUACGAAACCGGACGCAACGACCUGGAGAGUCAAUACAGCAGCUGGCACAGGAUAUUGAACGGUUGACUCUGCUGUCAUACCCUACGUACGACCCACAACACAGAAAAGAGACUGCACUGAAAAAGUUAGUAAAGGCUGUUCGAAAUUCAGAUCUUAGACAAACUCUCAUACUAGCGGACAAACGCAACCUCAAAGACGCCGUUGUCUACAUCUUACAUUUGAGUCAGCAAAGCAAGCUUCAAAGACUGACGUAA